AUGCCUUACAAAAAUUGUUCUUCUGCUUUCCUUCGUUUAUUCGUUCGUUCCUUUCUUUCUUCCUUCUUCCCUUCAUUCAAUCAAUCAUUUGUUUUUAUUUUCUUAUCUUUUUCUUCUUUAUUUCAGUAUCUUUUUCUGCUCUCCUCCUUUUCUUCAUCUCUUUACUUCUAUCUUUCUGAUUCUUGUCUUCAUUUUCCUUCUCUUUUGAUCACCCCACUCUUUCUUUCUUUCUUUCUUUCUUUCUUUCUUAUAGUCUUUCUUACUCCUUUUCUCUCUUCUUCCCCCUCUUCCUUUUCCUCUUUCUUCUUCUUCUUCUUCUUCUUCUCACCGUUUCUUUUUCAUUUCUUCAUUUUGUUCUUUCUUUCAAUAUUCUUUUUAUUCGCUUUGCCUUUUUCUCUUCGUUCUUGCUUUUCUUCUAUCCAUUCUCUUCAAUUAUUUUUCUCUUUCUCUUUUCUUUUCUUUCUUUCUUUGUUUUCAUCCUGUUUAUUCUUUCUGUUUUUCUGCUCUUCCUUUACUUUUCCUACUCCUUCUACCGUUGCUUCUUCUUCUUUUUCUUUCUUUCUUUCUUUCUUUCUUUCUUUCUUUCUUCGUCCUCAUCCUUUACCAUUUCCUCCUCCUUCUGUUAUUGCUUCUUAUUCUUUAUUUCUUUCUUCCUUUUUAUUGUCUACUUUUCGUGUCUCUUUUUUUUGUCUUCUGUUCGCCAUUCUUCUUCACGUCUUCUUUUUUGUUCCCCUACUCAUUCUUAUUCUUUCUUUCUUUCUUUCUUUCUUUCUUUCUUUCGCUUUCUGUUCAUUCCUCUUAUUUUCUACAUUUCUUUUUCUUUCUUCUUCCAGAUAUUUCCUUCCCCCUUCUUUCUCUUUUGAUCUGCAUCCUCUUUCCUCUUUUUCCUGCUUUCUAUUCCGUCUACUGAUUUUUCUUCUUGUCUCUUUUUUUAUUUCCUUCUCCUUUCCCUUCUCUUCUGCUCCUUCACUUUUUGUCUUCACUUCAUUCAUUCCGUAUUCUUCUCCCCCUCUUCCUCUUCGUUUUCUUCCGUUGCCUUUCAAAAUUGAGUUUCUCCUUCUUUACUCUUUUACUCCUUCUUCUGCUAGCUCUACUCGCAGAAGAAUUUGGGGAAGCUCCUGGUAA
This is a messenger RNA of Acanthosepion pharaonis, 1125 nucleotides long. The record is from the annotation of a GenBank genome assembly. NCBI's taxonomy places the organism in Eukaryota, Metazoa, Mollusca, Cephalopoda, Sepiida, Sepiidae.